AUGAAGUUUGGAAGAUAUUUAGCGGAGAAUCAAACUCCUGAAUGGAAAAGAGCUUACAUCGAUUAUCGAAUAUGCAAGAAGAAGAUCAAAGUUGUAGCCAAAAGACUUGGUCAAUUGAAAGAUAUUCACGGUGGUCCCAUACAGGGUCAAGGCGUAGAAGCAGAAGACGAUGAUGGUGAUGACUCCUCAGGUGCAGAUGAUGAUCAUGGGCCGUCAGCGGUACCGAAAGAUAAGAGUAAAUCAUCAGAUAAAGGUUCUUUGAGAAGUAAAGUCGGUAGUAUAGCUGCUACCCCACGAUUGAACAGAUGGACUUCCCGAGCAUCGGAAAGAAGUCAAAGAAGUCAACAAUACGGAGCGACGGGAACUAGUCCAAGACCACCUCAAUCACAUUCCGAUAGAAACGUACCGCCUCCUCUAGAUUUAGGUGAACCUGGAGUUGAUCAAGAUGAUACACCUCAGCUUAGUCGUAGUCCUGCUCCUACCCCUCAACAAGUCUUGGAUCAAGAUAAAUCACAAUCACACUUACAACCUCGAUCACCGUCACAAGAUGGUGAAAGAUCGAAUCGACCUAGAAAAGGAGUGGUCUUUAGUCCAAAUCUGAAAGCAGACGCAAUAGUGGAAACUACGAUCGAGGAACAGUCUGAAACUGAUCAAUCGAGACAAUCAAGUAGUGAUGCCAACAGAGAAAACGACGAUGACACUAGACCUUUGACUAGAGCAGGGCAAGAAGAGGCUGAUGCUUUGAAAAAUGAUAAGAAAAACUCAAACUCAAAAGGAAUAUCAAUUGGUAGAAGUCCUAGACUGUGGACUCCCAGGUUGAAUUCAGGACAAGGUAGUUUUUCCGGAAAUAGCCCAAAAACCGGUACUGGAAAUGCCAGUAUUCCUCAAACUGCAGAAACGUUCAAAGGCGGUAAAAGCCCUGGAUUAGGUCCAAGAAGUCUGAGAUCGAUGACUCUUCCAUCCCCUGCACUUCCGAUGAGAUCUCCGGGACCACCUAUCAAAACAGCAGAUAAUUUCGAAGAAUUGUACAAACAAUUAGAGCCGGAUGAACAAGAUUUCUUUGAUUUCUUAGAACAUGAAUUGGAUAAAGUGGAGAAUUUCUAUCUUGCUCGAGAAGGAGAAGCGAUGAGACGUGCACAUGAUCUGAAAGAUCAAUUGAAAGAAUUGGCUGAACAUAGAAAGAUAUAUCAUGAAUUAUAUCCUGCAGGUAUACCUGAGUGGGAAGCGAAAGUUGGAAAACUAUUACCUAAUGCCGCUGCUCAAGUCACUGCUCCUGGAAUCGCGAAAUUGAGACAUAGACUUGGAUUCUCGAAUUCCAAUGAGGAAUCGAAUGGUCAUGGAAACAACGAUGAUAGUGGGGAUGUCAAUAAUCAGAAAUCGUCAAAUUUACAGGUGGAGGAAAAUAGACAACCUGGACAAAGGUCAAAUUCACCCUUGAUGAUGAACGAACAUGAAAGAACUAGUUUAAGGGAAGCUAUGAAAGCUGAUAAAGAUCAUCAGACUUAUAAUCCUGAAAGAUAUCAGAAAUAUAAGAAAGAACUGAGAACGGCUGUAUUGGAGUUCUACAGGCAAUUGGAGCUGAUUAAGAAUUACCGAAUCAUGAACCUGACUGGAUUUCGAAAAGCUCUGAAGAAGUUUGAAAAGACGACUAAGAUCACAUGCCUCGAAAUGUAUACCGAUGAGAAGAUAUCAAAAGCGACUUUCUCGCAAUCAGAAGCCAUUGAUGGUCUGAUCAAACAAAUAGAAGAUCUCUUCACAUCACAUUUCGAACAUGGAGACAGCAAGAAAGCUAGAGAUCGAUUGAGGCGUCAAAUGGCUGAAAAGACGCAUUACGAUAGCGUUUUCAGAUCUGGCAUAAUGCUUGGUAUAGGAUUACCAGCAGCUGUUCUCGCCCUGGUGGAAUCUGGCAAACCUCACGUUCGAGCGGAACUCCCAGCUUGGGGAGGUCUACUUCAAGUGUAUGGUGGAUUGUACCUCCCAGUGAUGUUCGCAAUGCUGUUUCAGUUGAAUCUCAGCGCUUUCGUAGCUGCGAGAAUCAAUUAUGAGUUUGUCAUGGAGCUUACGAGACCUACAAUCGAUUAUCGAUCCUUCUUAGAGAUUCCCGCUUUUCUAUUUUUAACUCUUUCAUAUUGCUUCUACUUUUCUUUCGCUCAGGUUGGAAGUUCGAACGUUGCCCCCACCACGUGGCCAGCAGCAUGGCUGGUCUUCGUAGCUGUAUUCUUCCUGAACCCAUUACCAAUCUUGCGACGAGGAACUCGGUAUUGGUUACUAAGAGUGUUGUUCAGAGUUUGUACACCGGGAUACAGCAGAGUAGAGUUCAUAGCGUUCUUUCUGGCGGAUGAGCUCAAUUCACUUGCAUAUUCGAUUCAAAAUAUCUUUUUCCUAUCUUGCGGAUACUCCAAGAACUGGCCUGGUGACGUCUUGACCGUUUGUCAUUCGGCAAAGACUUGGCCAUAUGCUUUAUUGGCUUGUUUACCAGCUGGAUCACGUUUCGUUCAGUGUUUGAAACGUUAUCAUGAUUCUAAACUGAACAUACAUUUGAUUAAUGCUGGAAAAUACCUGAGUGUAAUUUUGCAACAAUGUUUGUUCAUCUAUUGGAGAUCAAGAGGUAGUUUGUCAAACGAUCGUUCUUUCAUUGUAUGGAUCAUCGUCGCUACAGCGAGUGCCGCUUACACUUGUACCUGGGAUCUGGUAAUCGACUGGAGUUUGUUCAGACCACAAUCUGGCUUAUUGCGAAAAGAUUUAGGAUAUUCAAUGAGAUUUGUAUAUUACAUGGCUAUGGUCUCGAAUUUCCUGAUCCGUUUCGUAUUUCUCUGGUACCUCCCUUUAUCGACUCAAAACGUCAGAUUACGAUCGUUCAUCUUUGCUUUGGCGGAAAUGCUGCGGCGGUGGCAAUGGAAUUUCUUCCGAGUCGAGACUGAACAUCUAGGUAAUGCAGAUGCUUAUCGAGUCACGCGAGAAAUUCCGCUACCGUAUCGAAGAAUCAAUAACGAUUCAGAUGAAGAUCAUGAAGCAGAUGACUCUGCGACGGGUGAGAAAUCGAAGAUCAACAGUAAAAGGAGAUUUACAUUAUCUAUACAAUUGGAUAAGAUAAGAAAGAAAAUGGCUGAUAAAAAGUUGGAAAGAGAACAACAAGGUUUAGAAGGAAGAGGACCUGAUGCGUUAAACGCCGGACCGAGAGGUCAUAAACCUCAAAGAGAUUAUGAAGCUAGAAGACCAGGUGAUUUGAGUGGGAACGAUACUCCAUUAGGACCCAAUGCUGUUUAG
Kwoniella shivajii is the source of this 3267-nucleotide messenger RNA. RefSeq lists its product as uncharacterized. NCBI's taxonomy places the organism in Eukaryota, Fungi, Basidiomycota, Tremellomycetes, Tremellales, Cryptococcaceae. Gene Ontology annotation, biological process: cellular response to phosphate starvation; phosphate ion transport. The transcript is spliced from 19 exons. Gene Ontology annotation, molecular function: inositol hexakisphosphate binding. The record is from RefSeq and is a predicted model, not a curated record. Gene Ontology annotation, cellular component: plasma membrane; cytoplasm; Golgi apparatus. Bases 1 to 3267 code for a protein of 1088 amino acids.